AUGGGUAAAGCCGGGUUCAAUAUCCACACUGGGCCGGUAGAGGCACCCUGUCUAUCUGAGUACAACUUCAACGUCGAUGUCUUAGGCAUCAUGUCAGCCAUAGGGAAAAUCAAAGAUGCCAGGUGGCCAAAACCUGUAUUAUCGGACCCUUCACAAAGGAACCCAAACUUGAUGUGUAGGUAUCACGGCACUCACAGUCAUAGGACCGAGGAUUGCAGGCAGCUUAGGGAGGAGGUAGCCCAUUUGUUCAAUGAAGGGCAUCUUUGUGAGUUCCUCUGUGACCGGGCUAAGAACCAUUUCCGUGAAAGCGAUGCAAAUAGGAAAAACAAACUAAAGGAACCACAUCACGUCAUCCAUAUGAUCGUCGGAGGGGAUGACGCCCUACGAGAACCCGUUUUCAAGCGAACAAAGAUAUCCACCAUCAGGGAAAGGCGAACUCGGAGUUACAUACCAGAGGAUACCCUCACGUUCAGCGAAGAGGACAAUGCGACCUUGUAUCAUCCUCAUAAUAACGCACUGUUAAUUUCUUUCUUUUGA
Nicotiana tabacum (common tobacco) is the source of this 537-nucleotide messenger RNA. The record is from RefSeq and is a predicted model, not a curated record. NCBI's taxonomy places the organism in Eukaryota, Viridiplantae, Streptophyta, Magnoliopsida, Solanales, Solanaceae.